AUGGUAGAGCAAGUUGAUGAAGAGAAUGUAGUUCAAGUUGUCACGAAUAAUGCUUCCCAUUACAAGGCGACAUGUGAGAUGUUAAUGGAGAAACGGAAGAAGUUAUUUUGGACUCCUUAUACAGCUCAUUGCAUAGAUCUUAUACUGGAGGAUUUGGAGAAGAAGAUUAAGGUACAUGAGCUGACGAUAAUGAAGAGUAGGAAGAUCACAACCUUCAUUUACUCGAGAACACUCCUUAUCAUGAUGCUGAAGCAUUUCACAAAGAGUAAAGAAUUGAUUAGACCGGUUGUGACUCGCUUUGCUACUGCUUAUCUGACUUUGGGAUGCCUCUUCGAUAAUAGAAAUGCUCUAAGGACUAUCUAUGAUCCUGUUUGGAAGGUUAUUGAUGAGAGAUGGGAGGUUCAACUUCAUAGGCCUCUACAUGCUGCUGCUUAUUACCUGAAUCUCCAGUUGCAUUUCUCUUCUAAAUUUAGUGCUGAUAGAGAAGUUAUACAUGGAUUAUAUAAGGUUAUGGAUCAGAUGCUAGAUGAUGAAGAGAGGGAUAAGGUUGAUUUGCAGCUAGAGGAAUUCAAACAUGAAAGAUGGCUCUUUGGAUUUUCAUCUGCAAAGUCUAUGAGGUUUAAGAAGACACCGGCAGAUUGGUGGGAGUCAUAUGGUGCCGAUACCCCAGAGUUACAAAGAUUUAGCAUAAGGAUAUUGAGUUUGACCUGUAGCUCUUCGGGAUGUGAGCAUAAUUGGAGUGCUUUUGAAAUGUUGAAAGAUAAGAAGAUCAUGAAGCAAGUUGAUCUUCAAGUGGAGGAAAUUUCUUCCGAUGAUGAAUGGAUUGUCGAAGAGGAGAAAGAGAAUACCGCAACUUUAAGCCAUAAUUUUAACUUGCGUUCUCUUGGUCGUGGGGAUGAUGGUGAUGAAGAGAGUGGAGAUAUUCAAAUUGGCGAUGCAGAUGCAGAGAAUAUGCACACACAAGAGCAUGGCACGGUUGAUGACUUGGAGCUUCCAAAAGAAGAUGAGUUUGAUACUUUGUAUAAUGAUGAUGUAGGUGAUGAUGAAGAUUUGGAUGAAAUUUGA
Molecule: messenger RNA, 1065 nt
Organism: Punica granatum (pomegranate)
Lineage: Eukaryota; Viridiplantae; Streptophyta; Magnoliopsida; Myrtales; Lythraceae
Source: RefSeq, a predicted model, not a curated record